Hypoxylon fragiforme is the source of this 1363-nucleotide messenger RNA. RefSeq names its product histone-fold-containing protein. Gene Ontology annotation, biological process: regulation of DNA-templated transcription. The transcript has 3 exons. Gene Ontology annotation, molecular function: DNA binding; DNA-binding transcription activator activity, RNA polymerase II-specific; protein heterodimerization activity. The coding region runs from base 399 to 1202 and encodes 267 amino acids. Gene Ontology annotation, cellular component: CCAAT-binding factor complex; nucleus. The record is from RefSeq and is a predicted model, not a curated record. NCBI's taxonomy places the organism in Eukaryota, Fungi, Ascomycota, Sordariomycetes, Xylariales, Hypoxylaceae.
GCACAGCACAGUAUCCUUACUCAGUCAUACCUACAAACGAGGAUACCCGGCAAACGAUAGAAAGGGAAGAAAAAAGAAGAGAAGAAAAGAAACGAAGAAAAGAAAAGAAGAAGAUUGAAAAUAUUCUCUAGAGGUUAACAGCUUCAAGUUGGUGUCGUGUGCAGGUACAGGUGCAGUGCAGUAACCUAGUGCAUUGCAAUACCAUCGCGCAAAGAAAGCCUUGUCGUUUGCCUACCAGCUGUACCAGCUAUACCAGCCAUACCAGCUUUAGUCAAGGACAAUACGAGUUGUGUUUGUUUUGCGCAGCUUUUGAAAUACUCGGUGCUUCUCCGCUUGCGCACUUUAAGCUUGUAGGACUGUUCCGUGCGCAAUUCCCUUCAAAUCAAUCGAAAAAAAUCAUGGAUCAGUCCUCGUCGAAUCACCCGCAGUCCUCGCGAGGAGGUGCAGCGGCUGGAGUGUAUGAUAUAGCACACGGGGGACAUUAUGGUGCCAGUGCAGCUCUUGCAAAUUCCGGCUUCGCACCCGCCGAGCUCUACACAGGACCUUGGGCCAACGUACAUCAAGGUCUACAUGGCCAAUACAAAGAUAUCCUGACGACCUACUGGCAAAACACCAUCAACCAUCUUGAAUCAGACCAACAUGAUUACAAACUACAUCAACUGCCCCUCGCCCGAAUUAAGAAGGUCAUGAAGGCGGAUCCAGAGGUAAAAAUGAUUUCGGCUGAAGCACCAAUUCUAUUCGCCAAGGGCUGCGAUAUAUUCAUCACCGAGUUGACCAUGCGCGCCUGGAUCCACGCCGAGGAGAACAAACGCCGGACCUUACAGCGUUCUGACAUCGCCUCGGCCCUCGCCAAGAGCGACAUGUUCGAUUUCCUCAUCGACAUCGUCCCGCGCGAAGAGGCGAGCCAUGCCAAGCGCACGAACCCCGCCCAAUCGCAGGCAGCCCAAGGCGGCGUGCCUCCCGCCGCAGCCGGUAACCAAAUGCCCGGAGCGCACGGCAUGCCCGGCGCCAACCACAUGGGCCCAGGCGACUACGGCAUGGGCGGCCACGCCAUGGGUGGCGACCAGGAAUACCGUGGCCCGCCCAUGUACAACCAGGUGCAGGCAGGGCCCGGCGGCCCCUACAGCCAGCAACCCCCGCAGGCCAUGUACGGCGACAUGGAAGGUAUGUAUGGUUAUCCGGGUAUGCCUCAGCAGCAGUAGGAUGGCCUGAGGCACGUGGAUAAUAACGAAGACCCCCACCAAGCGGGGGGCAAGCCGGAAAAUACAACAUCAACCUCAGCUCCCGUGGAACAGGAAGAAGGUGCCUAGCUAGGCACCUUGCCUAACCCAGAAGCUGGUUGGUUGGUUGUACAGCCCCCCCU